This is a messenger RNA of Arabidopsis arenosa, 1708 nucleotides long. NCBI's taxonomy places the organism in Eukaryota, Viridiplantae, Streptophyta, Magnoliopsida, Brassicales, Brassicaceae. The record is from the annotation of a GenBank genome assembly.
UUCUUCUUCGUCGUCGCCGGUUUAGGGUUUUCGUUGCUCUAGCAGUCUUCUCUCGCCUUUACCUCCCUUUCCAGUUUCUCUUAUAUUUCUCUUGCCUUACGAUCAAUCUAAAGAGUUCAUAAGAGUUGACAUUUGUGACAUUUCUUCUCUGAUUACUUUUUGUUUCUCCAAGAUGAAGACAAAUGUAUUUACCAGGUGCUACAGCCGGUUUUUUUCGAUGCUGUUGGUGAGCUCCCAUCCUUAGGACUGCUAGAGAGUUCGGUGUUUUAGUUGACUUUAUAUUCAAGGUUAUAGGUUUAGCGUUGUUAGUAGAUAAAAAUGGAAGCCAAAAUCGUCAAGGUAUCGGAUAGUAGUUAUAAAGAUGUACUUGGGAAGAAGAGAAAGCAUCCCGGGAACUAUAUUCCAUAUGAUUCUGGAAGGUCAUAUGCAAAGCUUCAAUGUGUGCUCUCACCGAACAGUUCCACCCAAAAGCUUGAGAAAAAGAGAAAUUUGGAUGGUGAAAACAAAGCUAAUGUUUCUGAGAAUCGUGUUGGGAAGUCUCUGGUCAGAUACUUUUCCUAUUAUAAGAAGACAGGAGUGCCAAAGCGUGUAAUGUUCCAUGAGAAUGGUGAAUGGAUUGAUUUGCCUGAGCAUAUUCUUUGCGACAUCAGGAAUGAUCUUGAAGCAAAGAGAGCUGCAAUUGAGUUCAAUUGGUGCGGUCGCCCUUUUCUCCUGGAUUUCUUGCACAUGUAUCGACUAGACUUGGAAACAGGUGUAAAAACCCAGCUUGCUUGGAUUGAUAUUGCUGGCAAAUGCUUUUUCCCCGAAACUUUUGACAGCCUCGAAAGGGACUGCUGCCAUCAUAUCUGUGGGGAAGAUCCAGAACAACAUGAUCAACAUGAGAUCAAGCUGCACAUUGAAAUUGAUGUAAAUGGCGGGGAGUUACCAAGGCUGAAUUUGAAUGUGGUCAGUGACGAGUCUGGUGACAAUAUGGAUGAUAUUCAAGCUGUUCAGAGAUCCUCAAAUGGGCAAAAUGACGAGGCAUCAGAGGAUAGCUGCAGCCGUGAGCUUGAUGAUGCUGUUAAGAAAUGGGACAAAACAGAAAUUGAUCAGUUCUCUGGUGUCAAGCCUGCUGAGGAGGAGCUUGAUAAAAAUGCUGUCAAACAAAUGUUUGCUUUGGCAUUCGUUAAAAAGUCUAUGUAUGGUGUUGGGGUUCACUUAAAUGCUGCAAACUGCUCUUACUUCAGUGCUAGAUACUGUGAUAUUGACGAUAAUGUUAGCUUCAAGCUGUCUAUCCCCAAUGCUGAAGUGAAUACUCUUCCUACUACUCAGAGUAAGCACGAGACUUUGGAGCUCACUUUGGAAGGACCCAAAGGUUCUCCCGCAAAUGAUCCAGGAAGAGUAUCAAAUGGAGGUUCAGGGAGCCAAAAGACUAGUGGCAGUUCCAGCAGUAGACGGCCCAGAUCUCCUAUGAUGCCUUUCCCUUUGCUGUUCAAAGCAAUCUCAACCAAAAUUGCCCGGAAAGACAUGGAUUUGAUUUCUGCUGGUUACCAGGAACUCAGGGAGAAGAAGGUGUCGAGAAAGGAAUUUUACAAGACGCUGAGGGUGAUUGUAGGAGAUGAUGAUCUGCUGAAAUCCACCAUAACAAGCCUUCAAAGGAGUUUGGGUUAGAGUAAUGUGUCGACUUCUCUUUGCUGUCGUGAAACCUUAAUAAUUUAGAUUACGACAA